CGUGCGUGAGGUGACUCUAGUGUUGGCGUCACGGCGCAAGUAGGUCUACCGCGAAGACAAGGCGCCUGCGCACGGGGUGGUGAGGGGGUCACCAGAUUGAACAGCGGUCGAUUGGAAGGGUCAGCGUUCGCGAAGGGGACGCGUGGACAGCUUGCUACAAUGGCACUAGAGAAGUGCCAAGCUGAAUGGGAAGAGCUGGAGAAGGAGUUUCAGCAGCUGCAGGAAACUCAUAAAAUAUACAAACAGAAACUUGACGAACUGACAAACCUCCAAACAAUAUGUAGCAGCUCGAUCAGCAAGCAGAAAAAGAGUUUCAGCGAUCUUAAGUACAGCUUCCAUUUGUGUAAACGAACAAAGAAUGCAGAUGAAUUAGAAAUUAUCCGGAAUAUUGAAUGUCAGAUCAAAGAGCGAAAAAAUGUUUUCUUUGACAUGGAAGCCUAUUUGCCAAAGAAAAAUGGGUUGUAUUUAAACCUCGUACUUGGGAAUGUGAAUGUGACUCUGCUCAGUAAUCAGGCAAAGUUUGCCUACAAAGACGAAUAUGAAAAAUUCAAGUUGUAUUUAACAAUAAUUCUGUUGCUAGGUGCUAUAACAUGUAGGUUUUUACUAAAUUAUAGAGUGACCGAUGAGAUCUUCAAUUUUUUACUUGUCUGGUACUACUGCACAUUGACCAUUAGGGAAAGCAUUCUAAUUAGUAAUGGCUCAAGAAUUAAGGGAUGGUGGGUUUCACAUCAUUAUGUGUCAACAUUUCUCUCAGGGGUUAUGUUAACAUGGCCAGAUGGAUUGAUGUAUCAGAUGUUUCGAAAUCAGUUCCUGGCAUUUUCUAUUUAUCAAAGCUUUGUGCAGUUCUUACAAUAUUACUACCAGAGUGGAUGCCUCUACAGACUCAGGGCUUUGGGCGAAAGGAAUCACCUGGACCUCACAGUAGAGGGGUUCCAAUCUUGGAUGUGGAGAGGCCUGACAUUUCUUCUCCCUUUUCUCUUCUUUGGACAUUUUUGGCAGCUGUACAAUGCACUGACAUUGUUUGGAUUGUCUAGACAUACAGAAUGUAAAGAAUGGCAGGUGUUCAUGCUGGCACUCACCUUCCUCUUGCUAUUUUUGGGUAACUUUCUCACCACUUUGAAAGUGGUCCACCAGAAAUUUCACAAAAACAAAGACAAAGCCAGGAAGAAGGAAUGAGUCCAGUUGGUGCACAGAUUUCAGAGAGAAACUGAACACUUCUCUUCUGCUAUGCCUCAUCUCACCCCACAGUAAUUUUAGGGGCUUUGAAUGCUUGAAAGUGUGUAAAGGAAAUAUUACUGAUUUGCUGGUAUUGAGUUGCUACCAUCCUGUUUAGCUGUUACACUGUGAGAUCUUGUGAAAUAAGACUUGUAAUUCUACUUGUGGAGGUGGCCUAAGACUAGAUUUCAAUGUCAGAUUUGCAAGCUACUCAAGUCAGCCAUGGGAAUGUUGUUUGGGAGAAUACCAUAUGUUCAAAUUAAGUAAUUUAUUGGAAAAUAUUUCUGAAAUUGAGGGGGAUAAAUAACUACUUAGAGGGGGUUAAGAGAGAUUUUUUUUAAGGAUUUUAAACACUUUUGAAGCCACUACUGAGUUUUGGUGUGCUAUACUGAUUUUAGGUGCCUCUCUGCUGCUUCAGGUGUUUUAUUUUUUUUAUAUAUGAAAUAUGAAAAGCAAUGGAAUGGGAAAAAGACAACUAACUAUACAUGGGAGGAACAUAAUGAUUAAUUUCUUCUCUUUCAGGGAAAUCUGCAUUUGAGCCAUGUUUCAUUGCAUGUAAAAUGGAGUUAAAACCUUAUAGCAUUGCUUCGACUGUCGGCAGUAUUUUUUACUGCUGUUUUUAAACUUGUACUUAAAACUUAAAAUGGAGAGCUCAAAGCUCAUAAUGCAGUAUUUUGGUGUCCUAAGUUCAGACAUCGUUGCUGGUGUUUGAAUAUUCAGCAGUAUCAUUUUCAGUGCACAGCACCAUGAUAGCUUUGUAAAUGUUGACUUGUGCAUCAAAAGGUUUUAGAGAGCAGCAUUGUUUAUUCAAAAGCUACAUGACCUGUGUCAGUUUUCGUAUUUGACUAAGAUUAAGGGAGCUGUGGAAUUGAAUUGUAAAGUUUUUAAUGAUUGCAUGGACCAAUUCAGAAUGGUGGUUCUGCACUGUUAAUGUAAAUUUAUGCUGCCUUACUUAGAAAUACAGCAAAAUGUUAAUCUCAAAGGCCAAUGCAAAGUCAAAUGAAGGUCUGAUAUGCUUCCUCUGCCUAGGUUACAUUUUUAAUGUAAUACAAUCACUCAGCUAAUAGAAUAAUUAUAUAGGAUAACACGAAUUAAAACAGGAGGCGGCAAGGUGUAAAUCUCUAUGCCCCAUCUUGUACAGUUAAAGAAGUGAGGUCGGUUAUAGAAGAUGGGAUACAACGAUUUAGAGAAAAAAAUCCUUUAUACCACAGACCUAUUAUCCUCCACCCCUUCAUUUUUAUUAGAAUUGAGUAAAUGGGAGAACUUCUAGCCAGUGUAAUAGAGGGAUCUUGUAUUUUUCCUUGUUGUAUUUAUUUGUGUUGCUUUGGAAAAUCCUUGAAAUCUAACAUUUGUUUUAGUCUAUCUUAGUAUUCUGUUUUUGAUGUCCUUGACCUAUCAAAACAGUAUUGCAUUUCACAUCUUUAAAGUAAUGUUUUAGACAUUUCCUACUAUUUUUUAGAAAACCCAUCUUUUUAAGUCCACCACCAUAAAUUGCAUGUUACCAUACAUUAAAGAUGUGAACAUGGGAGGUGUCACAUUUAUUAUUUCUCAUCUGCAAUGUUAAAACCAAGGACUUGAGUCCUCUGCUACCAGGAGUUUUAAUAAUCCUUACUUUGUGUUGCAUGCAUAAAUCUGACAUAAUAAUUAAUAUAUUUUAAUCCUCCUAUGGAGGAGAACCUUUUAUAAAUUGGUAACCACAAGCUUGUGUUUUUCAUUCAUACUAAAAUGUGUGCAAGUUGAGGUGGGGGGGAAGAGGAGAGCGACUUUGUACAGAGGUGCUACAUUUGUUAAAAUGUAAUUCAGACCCAAAUUUGGCCGCUACUUACGCACAGUAAUUGAGAAACUGUUUAUGUUUAAAAUAUAUAUAUAUAUAUAUAUAUAAAUUUUUUCUUUUCUGAGCCUGAUCAUGAUCUUUUUUUUUUAGUGGUUAUGCCUGUGUCCCUGAAUUAGAAAUUUGUCUAUGGUAUUAUAAUGUAUCUGAAUGAUGAAAAGGGAAAAAAACAUUUUUUUCUUAAUGUCUUGAAAGAAAGAUUUAUUGGAUGUUGCUGUAAAAUAAAACUUGAAAGCAAGUAUUUGGCA
Messenger RNA from Polypterus senegalus (gray bichir), 3294 nucleotides. RefSeq names its product transmembrane protein 120B (gene tmem120b). The transcript has 12 exons. The coding region runs from base 160 to 1176 and encodes 338 amino acids. The record is from RefSeq and is a predicted model, not a curated record. NCBI's taxonomy places the organism in Eukaryota, Metazoa, Chordata, Cladistia, Polypteriformes, Polypteridae. Gene Ontology annotation, cellular component: membrane. Gene Ontology annotation, biological process: fat cell differentiation.